Melitaea cinxia (Glanville fritillary) is the source of this 523-nucleotide messenger RNA. Its product is annotated as larval cuticle protein 65Ab1-like. The transcript is spliced from 3 exons. Lineage: Eukaryota; Metazoa; Arthropoda; Insecta; Lepidoptera; Nymphalidae. The record is from RefSeq and is a predicted model, not a curated record.
GUUUCAGUGCAGGCCGAGCUCAACACACGUUCUGUAUGCGGUCAAGCAACGCGCACAUCGGGGACUCUUUAUAUAUAAGGAGAUCUUACGAAACCGUUAGCACAUUCGGACUAUAGCCUGUCCAGGAAAUCACCUCCCUUGCUAUAGCUCUCAUUGGACGACUCAAGAUGCUGUUAAUAAUGGUCACAGUGAUGCUUGCUGCAAUACAAAUAACGAGUGCUAGUCCUAGUAUUGAAAAUCAACCUAGACCCCAAGUGAUAACUUACGAUAUGGAUACGGAAAAUAUGCCAAAUUCUUACAAUUUUCACUACGAUAGCAGUGAUGGAUCUUCCAGAGUAGAGGAAGGGCACAUGGUAGAUACAGGAAAAGGCGAUAUGGCAUUAGACGUACAGGGAGCCGUCCGUUGGUAUGAUGAGAAAGGAAACCACUACGAAAUGACGUACAAAGCGGGAAAAAGAGGCUACAGGACAGUUAUCAAGAAAAUAUCUUAGAAUAUAAAAAAUAAAACUAAAAUUAGACUGGA